Sesamum indicum (sesame) is the source of this 2716-nucleotide messenger RNA. It is a transcript of the gene NS2, whose product is annotated as asparaginyl-tRNA synthetase 2. Gene Ontology annotation, molecular function: asparagine-tRNA ligase activity; ATP binding. NCBI's taxonomy places the organism in Eukaryota, Viridiplantae, Streptophyta, Magnoliopsida, Lamiales, Pedaliaceae. Gene Ontology annotation, cellular component: mitochondrion. Gene Ontology annotation, biological process: asparaginyl-tRNA aminoacylation. The record is from RefSeq and is a predicted model, not a curated record.
UAAAUAUAUGAAAAGAGAACUCCCGCGAAUUCCCAGCAUUUGAAGAAUACCAAUAUCCCAUUCAUCACUCUACCCUGCCCUGCCCUGCUCCUCAAACAAUCCCUUUCCCUUCUCCUUCAAACUUCCCCAUCUUCUUCCAUCAAACCUCUCAAUAAUCCUUUCCAAGAAUCUCCCAAAAGCAAAGCAUCAUUCCUCUUCUACACCCUCUCCAAUGUGUUGUGCGUGUGUACGUUUGAGGGGGUUGGGGGUUGGGUUAGUAUAUAUAUCAUACUAAUCCUGCCCACAAUCCCAACAACAAUACCAUUCCAAGAAAAACAUUCUUCUUCAAAACUCAAAGUUUCCUCUUUGUGUUGCCAAAAAUCAUUUCAAUCUUCAAAAUGGCCUCCGAACAAACCCCUGUUGAAGCACCACUAGCCCUUUCAAAGUAUUCGAAAAGGGUCAUCUUGAAAACCAUAUUAGAUCGUCCAGACGGUGGUGUGGGGCUCAUUGGACAGAGAGUAGUGGUCGGAGGAUGGGUUAAGUCCUCCCGCGAAUUCAGGAAAGAGCCUGUGGCGCCGGCUCCUGAUGUUGGAGGACCUAAAGAUGUUAGCUGUGUCGAAGUUCUCCAAAGCAGGCUGCCUUUUUUUAAGUCCAUCAUAAAGGUUUUCGCAGGAGAAUAUCGUAUACGUGAGAAGUUGGAUACAGUUCUUCCUAAGCCACCACAGCCCUCGAUUUCCAUCUUGCAAAUUAGUGAUGGAUCUGGUGUUUCAAGUCUGCAUGUUCUGGUGGACUCAUCUUUAGCUCCUCCAAGUCAAGUUAUGCCAACGGGCACUUGUGUAUUAGCUGAAGGCAUAUUGCAGAAACCAUCAUUGCAGGGGAAGGAAACCAUUGAGCUUAAAGCAGACAAGAUUCUUCACAUCGGAACAGUCGAUCAAGAUAGAUAUCCUUUAUCGAAGAAACGUUUGCCCCUGGAAUCGUUGAGGGAUUCAGCCCAUUUUCGCCCACGCACAACAACGCAGGUGGCAUCUGUAAUGAGGAUAAGAAGUGCCCUUACACAAGCAACACAUACAUUCUUCCAACAAAAUGGAUUCCUUUACGUGCAAGUGCCCGUAAUCACAACUACUGAUUGUGAAGGAUUUGGUGAGAAUUUCCAAGUGACUACUCUUCUUGGUAAAGAUCAAAGUUCUGUCGAUGAUAACGGAGGUGUGAAACUUGAAACUAUCAAGGCUUCCAUCAAAGAAAAGAGCAAGCAAGUUGAAGAACUGAAAAGAAGCAAAAGCAACAAGGAAGCUCUGGCUGCUGCUAUUCAGGACCUGAAGAAAACAACUGAGCUAGUAUCUCAGUUGGAGGCCAAACAGAAGGAAAAAUCUGGGAAGUCUCACACACAGUCCAACAGACUUGAUUUCUCUCAAGAUUUUUUUUCUUGCAAGACCUAUCUCACAGUAUCGGGCCGUCUGCAUUUGGAGAGCUACGCAUCUGCUCUUGGGAAAGUUUACUCUUUCGGGCCUAGAUUUCAUGCGCACAAAUCUGACUCCAAGAAAUUGUUGGCCGAGAUGUGGAUGGUUGAGCUCGAAAUUGCUUUCUCCGAACUGGAGGAUUCGAUGGAAUGUGCGACUGACUUUUUGAGGUUCAUCUGCAAAUGGAUUUUGGAGAAUUGUACUGAAGAUCUAAAAUUCAUCUCCAAACGUGUUGAUAAACUUGUUCUUGAUCGCCUUCAGUUCAUCGCAACAGGUCCGUUUGAAAAGAUUUCUUACACUCAGGCAGUGGAUGUUUUGAAGCAGGCCAAUGAAAGAAAAUUUCAGACAAAAGUCGAGUGGGGUGUUUCUCUCAACGAAGAACAUGAAAGCUACUUAACAGACGAAAUUUACAAGAAGCCACUCAUUAUAUAUGACCAUCCAAAACAACUUAAGCCAUUCUAUGUGCGCCUGAAUGCUGAUGGAAAGACCGUUGCAGCAUUUGAUGUGAUUGUCCCAAAGGUUGGAACUCUAAUAAGAGGAAGCCAAAACGAGGAACGCUAUAAUACCUUAAAUGCAAGGAUCAAGGAAUCGGGUUUGGAAAAGCAGCAAUACGAGUGGUAUCUGGAUCUUCAUAGGCAUGGAGCCGUGAAUUGUUCAGGAUUCAGCUUUUUAUUCGACCCCUUGGUUCUUUAUGCCACUGGACUCAAUGAUGUUAGAGAUGCAGUUCCAUUUCCAAGAAGCUUCGGCAAAGCCAAUAACUAAGCCACUGACAACGAAAACGUCCCAUUUCCAGCAGAUGUUUUAUUAAAGUUUGAGCAGAACAUACCAAAUGUAUAUUCAUUAUCUGUGACAAGUAAUCCCUGGACGGGAUCGACAUGUAUACAUGUACAUAUACACAUCAACUGAAAAUGAACAGUAUUUAAUACAAGUACACUUUCUUGAAACACAUCAAGGUUUUAAGGCCAUGACUGACUUAUAGCUCACGAGGCUAUCAACCAAGGACUCGUGUGAACCAAGAGGAAAGAAAAACGGAUAGAGUUCAUAUCUAACGUAGCAACUGCUGUAUAGAACUCGACAUCCUUUCUUAUUACCGCAAAUUGUGGGAAAUUUUUCGAUUGCAAUAGCAAUACACUGAGCACAAUUCAACUCUGAAAGAUCUCUAGUGCACUGCACCAAAGCGUAAAGCCUGACAAACGACGAGAUGUCAGUCUUUCCUUUCCCCAGCCCUUUGCUUCCAGGCUUGACAGCUUCUGAGCUAAUCUGGUCCAUUAAAUCUCCUA